Molecule: messenger RNA, 2634 nt
Organism: Salvia splendens (bonfire salvia)
Lineage: Eukaryota; Viridiplantae; Streptophyta; Magnoliopsida; Lamiales; Lamiaceae
Exons: 4
Coding region: 1527-2099 (190 amino acids)
Source: RefSeq, a predicted model, not a curated record
GAUAUCUCCAAUUAAAUGUUUGUAUCAUGACUUAACCCGGUGUUUGGUUGCACUGUUGGAUAACAUGAGUCCUGAGGUUGGCCCGGCAAAGCCCGCACUGUUCACACACACAACAUGUGAUUCGUAUCAGCAUUUGAGCUGCCGAUUAUAAUCAUACCUCGACUCCCGUGUCUGAUAAAUCAUCAACAUUUCCAUUUUGCCCUCGAUAUUUGAUUUGAAUUUUGGAAACACCUCCUCCAAUCAUUCAUCCCCAAACCUUGUAUGUUCCUGUGCAGGCAAACCCUACAUUUGAAGCCGGAGUUGUUACAACAAUUGAGGAAUCCAUACCCCACGCACACACGGUAGGCCAAAAUUGUUGUAUUAUUCCCCUCUAUAACCGUUUGGAUUGGUGUGUGUAUAUGGUCACAAAUCCCGCCUGAAUACAUACAUGGGGUUCUUCGUUAGGGCUCCGAUCAAUAAAUGACUAUCCAAUUUCGUUCAAAUAAAAUCAGACUCUUUUCCGUGCCGUCCCCUUCGGUAGGUAAUUAUCUGCAAUCGUAUGUUAUGAGCAGUCGUGUGUUGAUGUGUUUAGAUUUGUCGAUCUGACCGUAAAAAUAAAUAAAUACAUGUGUUUGUUUUAUUAUGGCUUGAUUGAUCGAGAACACAAUUGCAAAGCUCUUCUUUUCGAUUCCUAGUACCAAUUUGUGUGCUGUGUUUUUUGAUGCUCCUUUUGUUUGUAAUAUGACCCGAUUUGUUUGGAGUUUCGCAUAGCAAGCACGCUGCUGGUUGGAAGUUCUUUCAAAGUUUCAUAACAUGUUUUUGUGUGGUUUGUUGGGUGUAAUAUUUGUGCAAUAUCUGAUUAGGUGCAGUGCAUUGGUUUGAAUUUAUCUCUGGGGUGAUGGCUCGUAUAGUUCGUGUACCCUCUACAGUCUACGUUAUGGUAGAAGACAUCCUAAAUCUUAUGCUUAUUCAAUCGAUCAUCAUUAUGUAUUUAUACAUGAAAAGAAGAACACGUUCUGCUUGUCGUGUAGCAAACCGUGUGGUUAGGUACUCUAUAGUUGAUAGGAUACCUCCACAAGUGAAACAUGAAUAGGCUACUAUCACUGUCAGACGUAGAUAGUUUUGUGAACCUCCGUAUGGAUAGGAACGCAUUUGGUCGUUUGUGUAUCCUCUUAAGAGAACAAGGUGGUCUACGGGAUGGUCGGUACGUGUUAGUAGAGGAACAAGUUGCUAUAUUUUUAAGUAUUCUAGCCCAUCAUAAGAAAAUUAGACCAUCUGGCUUUGAUUUUCUACGGUUCGGUGAAACCAUAUCCCACUAUGUGCAUCUUGUGCUUCAAGUUGUACUCAGAUUACAUACUAUACUCUUACCUAAGCCUGAUCCAGUACCAGACUCUUGCACUGAUCCGUGUUGGAAACACUUCAAGGGUUGUGUUGGUGCCUUGGAUGGGACAUAUAUAAAUGUCCUUGUUAGGAAUGUCGAUAAACCGCGAUAUUGAACGAGGAAGGGGCAAAUAGCGACCAACGUGCUAGCCGCCUGUGACAGAAACAUGAAAUUUCUAUUUUUCUUACCUGGGUGGGAGGGUUUGGCCGCCGACUCUCGAGUGCUUAGGGAUGCUGUGACUAGAGAUGGGGGUUUGCGUGUGACAAGAGGAACAUACUAUCUGUGCGAUAAUGGAUACGCAAAUGCUGCAAGGUUCUUGACUCCGUACAAAAAUGUGCGUUAUCAUCUCAAGGAGUGGGGCGUCGGCGCUCAGAGACCUCAAAAUGCCCGGGAGUUGUUCAAUCUACGGCACACUAGAGCUCGUAACAUUAUGGAGCGCGCUUUUGCUGUGCUAAAGAUGAGAUGGAACAUCUUACGAAGUGCUAGUUUCUAUCCGAUUAAGAUCCAAAUCCGGUUAAUCAUGGCAUGCUCCCUGCUACACAAUUUCAUUUGUGGUGAAAUGUUGAACAACCCACUUGAUCAACACGUUGAAUGUGCUACUCAAGAUUUGGGGGAUGAAGAUGGCCAUGGGGACCCGGAUUUUGUUGAUCAAGUAGAGCCGAGUACGGAAUGGAAUCAAAUGCGUGAUGACCUGGCUAACUCCAUGUGGAGUAAUCAACCAAAUGUCGAUGAGAGUUGAAGAAACUGACAUGAUACCUGAGUGUAUCUGCGGUGGGGCAAGAUGAAGUUGUUUUGCGCGGGAAAAUAAGCUAUACAUUCCGGUCGCUACUUCUACAAAUGUCCUACCAAUGCAAAACAUUCAGGGUCAUUCUUAUGGUGCGAUGACUAUCAUAGUCGGACUGGAGAUGGGAAACAACCUAUUUAUGUGAUCAAUCAACUGUAUCAGGCUACGAAGCAGGGGGGUCCAAUGAGGCUAUGAAGAAUAAAAAGAUGUCUUACACCAGGAGUGUGCGUGAGGUUUGCGGUCGUUGUAACCUAGAGACCCGAAUGAACUCGAUGUUGGUUGUAAUGGGUUUAGUAUUGCUACUGGUUGGUAUUGCAUUAGGAAAAUUGCUCUAGGAUUGGUACCGUAUUUUGCUGUUUUUGACUUAUAUUUUACCUAAGUUGCUGCAUUUGAUCGUAGUAGUAUUAUGUAAAUCGUCUUGUAUCACUGUGAACUAUAUUUAUGUUGUUUGUUGACGUGUUCUAAUGGGCAUUCAAAUCGUGUUGUCAAA